Messenger RNA from Cryptomeria japonica (Japanese cedar), 1044 nucleotides. RefSeq lists its product as uncharacterized. Lineage: Eukaryota; Viridiplantae; Streptophyta; Pinopsida; Cupressales; Cupressaceae. Gene Ontology annotation, molecular function: DNA helicase activity. The record is from RefSeq and is a predicted model, not a curated record. Gene Ontology annotation, biological process: telomere maintenance; DNA repair. The transcript has a single exon. The coding region runs from base 1 to 1044 and encodes 347 amino acids.
AUGAGCUUUUUGGGGCCUAAAUUGCUUUUGAAAAUUGACAAUAGAUUACGUCAAGCAUUCCCUCGCCAGCAACACGAACCAUUUGGAGGCCUCUCAAUCAUCCUUGUAGGCGACCUCGGCCAACUACCUCCAGUGAUGGACAAGCCUUUGUAUGCCUCGCAUUCUACAGCCCUUGCAUUAUGGCACUCCUUUCAAACUGUUGUUACCUUAGAUACAAGUUUCCGACAACAAGGUGCCUCAAACAUCCAACAACAAUUUCGUGCAAUCUUGCAAAACAUUAGAAAUGCCAAUCCACUCCAAACAAAUUGGGAAGCUCUUAUGUCUCGAUCCUCUUCCAAACUGCCUAUAGAUCAUAACAAGCACUUUGACAAUUCAAUUCAUUUGUUUGCAACAAAUGCAUCUGUCAAACACCACAAUACUAAAAUGUUAAAACAAUUACACUUACCUGUUGCAAGAUGUCUCGCCCAAAAUUCAAGGCAAACAAACCCUGAAUAUAAUAAUGAUGAGCAACUUCCUUCAGAAUUGCUCCUCUCCCUUAAUGAACAAGUUAUGUUGAUUGCUAAUCUAUGGAUACAAGCUGGUUUGGUCAAUGGAUCAUUAGGACAAAUCAGAUCCAUUAUCUAUGAUACAGAUUCUAGACCUCCUGACUUGCCAAAGUAUGUGGUCGUUGAAUUCAAAAAUUAUUCUGGCCCUCAUUGGGACAAUGCAAAUCCAAAAUUUGUCCCUAUACCACCUAUCACUCGAGGCAGCCGCACCCAGCUCCCCCUUGCAAUGGCUUGGGCCCUUACUAUUCACAAAUCCCAAGGCCUCACUUUGGACAAAGCAACAGUCGACAUUGGCAAGGCUGAAAAACAAGGGCUGACCUUCACUGCACUGUCACGAGUGAAGUCUCUUCAUGAUCUAAGAACAGAGCCACUUUUCAGUUUUGAAAGAUAUUCAAAAUUACAAAGCAAUGCUUAUACAACUAUGAGGAAAAAAGAGGAAAACAGAUUGAGUGCUCUCUCCAUUCAGAUAUCUGCAUCGCCUCCCCACCAACAACUCUAA